AUGUCCAAGAAUGGAAUAGCAGUUGAUCCAGGAAAGAUCGAUGCCAUUAGAGACUGGCCCCAACCCAGGAAUGUCUCAAAGGUUCGAAGCUUCUCAGGGUUAGCGGGUUAUUACCAGAAGUUUUUCGAGGGUUUUUCUAAGAUUGCCACACCCUUGACAAACUUAACCGGCAAACACAAAAAUUUCACUUGGAUGGAGAAGUGUGAAGAAAUCUUUCACACUAUGAAGGAUAAGUUGAUCUCUGCACCUAUCCUUUAUGUUCCCACAAAGGGUGGGAUGUUUGUGGUGUAUUGUGACGCAUCGAAGAACGAUUUAGGUUGCAUAUUGAUGCAAAAUGGGAAGGUGGUAGUCUAUGCUUCAAGGAAACUCAAGGACUAUGAGUAG
Molecule: messenger RNA, 384 nt
Organism: Humulus lupulus (European hop)
Lineage: Eukaryota; Viridiplantae; Streptophyta; Magnoliopsida; Rosales; Cannabaceae
Exons: 1
Coding region: 1-384 (127 amino acids)
Source: RefSeq, a predicted model, not a curated record